CGGGGACUGCGCGGAGCCAGAGGCGAGUGAGGCGGUGGCUGGUACAAAAACCCCACCCCGGGCGCCUCUUACUCUUGCUCAGCCGGGACUCCCCGCCUGUCGCCUGCUCGACGGCCAUUCCAGUGAAAUUCAAGCUGUGAACACGCUAGUCACCCAAAGUAAAGCACUUCCAUUGGCCGCACCUGGAGGGGCAACAGGUUGAUCUGCUGAACAGUUGCAAAAUCUGUUUGAAGCCGAUUUUUUUUUUAAAAAACACUCAAGCUGAUCCCACAGUAAAAACGUGCAGGGUUUGACUAGCAUUGUAGAACCGGCAGAACAGUUCUUUCAAGAUGUCAACGGUCCACGAGAUCUUAAGCAAGCUCACCCUUGAGGGAGAUCAUGCUCUCCCUCCAAGUGCCUACGCCACAGUCAAGGCAUAUGGAAACUUUGAUGCUGAUCGUGAUGCUGCAGCCCUCGAAACAGCCAUUAGGACCAAAGGUGUGGAUGAGGUGACCAUUGUCAACAUUCUGACAAACCGCAGCAAUGAACAGCGUCAUGACAUUGCCUUUGCUUACCAGAGGAGGACUAAGAAGGUACUGAGGGAGGCCAAAAGCUACACUAUACUGCAGGAGGAACUUUCUGCAGCUCUGAAGUCUGCUCUGUCUGGCCACCUGGAGACUGUUAUCCUUGGCCUCUUGAAGACACCAGCUCAGUAUGAUGCUUCUGAACUGAAAGCAUCCAUGAAGGGUCUGGGAACUGACGAAGACACGCUCAUUGAGAUCAUCUGUUCGCGGACAAAUCAGGAACUGAGUUUAAUCAACAAAGCCUACAGGGAAAUGUACAAGACUGAGCUGGAAAAAGACAUCAUCUCAGACACAUCUGGAGAUUUCCGCAAGUUGAUGGUUGCUCUAGCCAAGGGGAGGCGAAAUGAGGACGCUUCUGUGGUUGAUUAUGAGCUGAUUGACCAAGAUGCCAGGGACCUGUAUGAUGCUGGUGUGAAGAGGAAGGGAACCGAUGUUCCCAAGUGGAUCAACAUCAUGACUGAGAGGAGCAUCCCCCACCUUCAGAAAGUGUUUGAGAGGUACAAGAGCUACAGCCCUUACGAUAUGCUGGAGAGCAUCAAGAAGGAAGUGAAAGGGGAUCUGGAAAAUGCCUUCCUGAAUCUCGUUCAGUGCAUUCAGAACAAGCAGCUGUACUUUGCUGACCGACUGUAUGACUCGAUGAAGGGCAAAGGAACCCGAGACAAGGUUUUGAUCAGGAUUAUGGUCUCCCGCAGUGAGGUUGACAUGCUGAAAAUUAAGAGCGAAUUCAAGAGGAAAUAUGGGAAGUCCCUGUAUUACUUCAUCCAGCAAGACACAAAGGGAGACUACCAGCGGGCGCUCCUGAACCUGUGUGGAGGAGAAGAGUGAAAACUGCGAUGGGAAUAGAAAAUGUUCCUGCCCUGAAAUGUGCUUUUCCCUUGCUUCCUUCCUGUCCCAGUCUCCUUUGCAGAACUAGGCCCACUGACACAAUAGCCUUGCUAACUCAACUUCCAUAUUCUAUGUAUGCCAGAUUGAUACUGUUGGCUGCUUUUGUAUAGUUCCCCUUCCUUGGUGCUGCCGUUGCUUGGCUUUUACCCAAGUAGCUAAUCUCAGCAGAAGUAAUCAAGGCCAGAGAAGUUAACAUUCCAAAGAGAGAAACAGAGGCGAGCUUUAACAUGUGUGGUGGAAGAUUCUGCCUCUUUUUGUGUGCAUUACGUUCCAGUUAGAAAUACAAAUAAAAUGGAGCUUUGACUUUAA
Molecule: messenger RNA, 1757 nt
Organism: Rhineura floridana
Lineage: Eukaryota; Metazoa; Chordata; Lepidosauria; Squamata; Rhineuridae
Gene: ANXA2
Product: annexin A2
Exons: 14
Coding region: 330-1388 (352 amino acids)
Cellular component (GO): cytoplasm
Molecular function (GO): phospholipase inhibitor activity; calcium-dependent phospholipid binding; calcium ion binding
Source: RefSeq, a predicted model, not a curated record